Molecule: messenger RNA, 1896 nt
Organism: Adineta ricciae
Lineage: Eukaryota; Metazoa; Rotifera; Eurotatoria; Adinetida; Adinetidae
Source: the annotation of a GenBank genome assembly
AUGUGUCAUUAUUGUGCUUAUUUAGCACAUGUUAAAUCAUCUACUUCAUCCAGUCAGAAUUCUUAUUCUUUAAAUUAUUAUCAACAACGUCAAGCACGAUCGUAUAAUUUAACUGUACCAUUCUGUCUUGUUAGUUUAACAUUAUUUUUUGUCUUGCUCAAUAUUACUCUGGUUCUUUCACAAUCUUCACAAAUUCAGCAACAACGAGAUCAAUCGUCGAACAAAAUUCUCGAGGGAAACUCACGAGGUAUAACCAUAUAUUUUCAUGUUUUCGGUGUGAAUACAAAUCUCGAUGAAGAUCAAACUCAAGCGAAGUAUCGUCAAUAUUUAACGACCACGAUGAAGAACAACAACAACAACACCAAUGGAACUCUUCAUCAACCGAAAACGAAACGUUUAACAUUUGAAAAACGCCUUAUUCGUGAUCUACUCGAUAAUUAUCCAACAAUUUAUGCACGACCAAUUCGAAAUGUUUCCGAAACAUUAAUUAUUUCGUUUGGUUUAACUUUAACUCAAUUAUUUGAUUUGGGUUCGACUGGUCAAAAGAUGCAAACGAAUACAUGGAAAACGUUGAAAUGGCAAGAUAUGAAUCUCAUGUGGGAUCCAGAACGAUAUGGAGGCUUAAAGACGGUUUGUCUACCAGCAGAUUCCAUAUGGACGCCGGACGUUGUUUUAGAUAAUUAUGCUGAUGAACGAUUGAAAGAUUGGCGUGAAAUUUCUGCUGUUAUACAACAUACAGGUGAUAUUCUCUAUGUACCCGCAACAAUGCAAUUUAGUGUUUGUUUUCUUGAUAUAACGAACUUUCCUUACGAUAUGCAUGAAUGUCCAUUGACAUAUCGUUCGUGGACAUAUGACUUAUCAAAAUUAGAGCUUGUGUUCAAAGAUGAUCUAUUUGGCAUCGACAUGACGGCGUACGUUGACUCAAAUGAAUGGAGAGUUAAGCCACUGGAAGCGAAGAAAACUGUCACGAACGACACAUUCUCAUUAUUAACGUUUACAAUGAACAUUCAACGGAAAGGCGGCCUGUAUGGCUAUAUUUUGAUAUUACCGUGCUUAUUAUUGUCCGCAGCAACUAUGGUCGUCUUUUGGAUUCCACCCGAAUCACCAGCAAAGAUGAUUUUAACUAUUUCAAUUUUCUCGGGAUUGUUUCUUCUAUUACUGCUGCUAGCUGAAUCUAUACCUGGUGGUGGUGGUACACCUCAAAUUGGCUAUUAUUAUUGCAUGAAUAUGGUUGUUGUUUCCGUAACAGCUGUUCUUGCGACUAUUGUCAUACAUAUCUACAUACGAGGCGAUCGCCGGCAAUGUGUUCCUCCAUAUAUACGUCGUCUAUUCCUUCAAACAUUAGCUCGAGCUUACUGGAUGGUUCCGAAAACACCGCCAAAUCCGCCUAGUACUAUUACAUCGCGAUUCGGUUCGCCAACCCCUGGCGCUCUUCUCUUACCCGAGCAGAUAUUUCUAACGCCGCACUAUCAUGAAGAGGAGUUUUCGAAAAAACUUAAAUUGUUAAAACAGCGUUUUCACGAUUUUCAUCGACAGCAACAGCAGAAAACACUGGCGUCAUCUCCUACCAAUGCUAUGACGAACGAAACCAUUGCCGCACUAACCGUCAAUUUACGUUCGAUUGAAAACGAUCUAAAAGAAAUUCGAGACUAUCUCAGACACAUGAAGAAGAAAGUUGAAGAUAAUGCUCAAUCGAAUAAAACCCAUGAUGAUUGGAAACAAGUAGCAUUAGUACUCGAUCGAACAUUCUUCUUUGCUUAUUGUUUCUGGUUGAUUCUUUCUCUAAUCAUCAUGUUUCCAAAAACAAGUAGUAUAUCGAAAAAUGUAUGGUCAUCGCCGACAACACCAGCUGUUACUAAUGUUACAACUAAUCUAAGCAACUACACAUUACUGUAA